AUGUCUUUUUUUUUUAAUGAAAAACCAAAAAGCGUUACGAAAAAAAGGCAGUUCUCGCGACAAAAAAAGCUCAAUCUGCUUCUUCAGAAAAAAUGGGAAAGCGCUCGGACGCCUACCAAGACUGCCGCGAAAGAAAGUCGGGUCGCAGUCGACGACGAUAGAAAGAAGAAGAAGAUAAAGAUGAUAAAAAAACGAGCGCACAUCGCGUCCACGAUCUUAGGCUUGGAUUAUGAAGAAGAUAAAGAAGAGGGAAAGGUGUACUAUUUAAACGCAGACGCGAAAGAUAAAAUCGAUUUCCGAGCGUACGUGGCGCAGAUUCGAGACUUUUUGUUGGGAAACUUUAACGUUUUCUCUUCGACUUCUUCGAGGACUACACUCGAAGAGAGCAUCGACGAAGGUAAAGGAGGAGGAGAAAAGAAGAAUUCAAAGAAGAAAAGAGCGAACGUGGCGUUAGCGAUGCGAUGCAACCAAUCGUUUCUGGCGCACUUCCUCGCUGUAUCUGAAAUCCCCUCGGUAGACUUUACGGUUUUAUUGAACAGUCGAUGGUCCUCGGAAGAGGCGCGAGCGGCUAUGGAACACUGCGAAUGCGAGAUGCUCAUCGCGGAUGAGUUUCAUCUGAACAUUUGGAGCGAGUUUGACGGCAGUAUGGAUGUGAGUGAGCGUUUAACGGUGUUGAAAGCGAGACCGUUUUACUCGUGCGACCGCGGGUUUCGCGAACGGCACGACAUCGCGAUGAAGAAGAGUUGGUUUCAAAAAGAGGACGAGAGGAAGAGGAAAGAAACUGAAAACGCGACGGAUGUGAUUGGGGAGUUGUUUGGGAAGGUUUUAGAGCUCGUGAAAGGUACGACGAGUGGUGAAAAGGAUGAGGAAAAGGAUGAAAGCGGUGGGAGGGAUGAUGAAGACGAGGAGGAGGUGCGCGGAUCGUUUACGCUGGAAGAUGUCAACGUGGUUGAGCAUUACACGGAAGAAGAACAAGAAGAAAUAGAAGAAGGUGGGAAUAAGGAAAUCAUCAAACGUAUGGUGCGAGCAGAAUACCGGGAUAUUCGAAACAAUUGUUGCCUCGUGUUCACCAGCGGUACGAGCGGAUUCGCCCCGAAAGCAGCGAUCCUUUCGCAUUCCAACCUUGCCGCCGCGAUCGACUCGAAAUUGUACGAUGAAAACGGCCCUCAAUACGAUAGCGAGGACGUUUAUCUGCACUGCGCGCCACUUUACCACGUCGGUGGUCUCAUCAGUGGACUCGCCGCAAUAAAAGCAGACGCGAGGCACGUCUUCCUCGAGUCUUUCGACGCUCGAUCGUUCUUACAAGCCAUAGUGACUGCAGAAGUCACCGCGUUCAUCGCCGUACCGACCAUGUUGCGCAAGCUCGAACGCAUGUGCAAAGAUGCACACUUGAUUCCCCGGCCGACGACAAUUUCUUCCACGGUUCAAAGCAACCCUUCGACGUUUAAUUCUGUCAAGAAAAUCCUCGUUGGCGGGGGUCCCAUGCAUGAAAAAGACGUCGCGUUUGCGAGAAAGAUCUUUCCAAACGCCAAAAUCAUCUCGACGUACGGCAUGACCGAAGCGACGUCGUCGAUUGCAUACGCUGAUUUGACGGAUAUUGAGAUGACACCUCUAGGUAGCAGGACGGCUUCGGCCUCCGACAUGUCUUUAGGAGACAACUGGGUGGUCACUGCAAACUCAAACGUUAAUCAAGGUAAAAUCAUCGAAGGUCUGUCCGUGAAAAUCGAUCGUUUAGGCCAGGAAAAUGAAAUCUUGAUACGAGGCGAAACGGUGUCAAAAGGGUACUACAACACACCCGUAGCUCAUUCGUUACACGUCGACGAUAAAUACAACAACAACGGGUACUUUCGAACUGGUGAUAUCGGAGAAGUCUCCAAAGAUUCCAACACCGUUCGCAUCCUUGGUCGAUUAUCCAAUGCAAUCAAAACUGGCGGAGAAAACGUCUCGUGCUUGGAAGUCGAACAAGUUGUCGAGAAGCACGAAUUGGUGCAAGAAUCUGUCGUAUAUGGCGUACCGGAUGACGUGUGGGGCGAAAUUGUAACCUGUGCUGUGCGACUGAAACCCGACGUCGAGUGGGCGCAACCGACGGAAAACCUCAACAACCCCGACGCGUGGGAGUUUAUGAAAUACGCCGAGGAACAUAUGGACGACCACAUGGACGGCCAGCUUUCAUCGUUGAAAAAAGUCAACGGGGAAAUGUUGCGUCACUGGUGCCUGAAAAAGCAACUGGCGAGGUUUAAAGUGCCUAAACAGUGGGUAGUCGUGGAGAAUGAGUUUCCUCGAAAUAGCGGCGGUAAAAUAGAUUUGAGCCAACUUAGAAGAGAGAUCACGGUCGGCCGACCGUCCCGUUAG
Molecule: messenger RNA, 2352 nt
Organism: Bathycoccus prasinos
Lineage: Eukaryota; Viridiplantae; Chlorophyta; Mamiellophyceae; Mamiellales; Bathycoccaceae
Product: AMP-dependent synthetase and ligase
Exons: 1
Coding region: 1-2352 (783 amino acids)
Biological process (GO): fatty acid metabolic process
Molecular function (GO): medium-chain fatty acid-CoA ligase activity
Source: RefSeq, a predicted model, not a curated record